GAAAGAAGAUUUCUACGAUUAUUGCCUCUCAAUAAUUCUUUCAUUAACAAACACUCCUUUUUCUAUUGAGAAGAUCUGUACGCAACAAAAUUCUUCUAGGAUUUUUCAGUUCAAGAUGGACAUCACAGUCUCGAAAUCUUGGUACAAUGGCCGCACUCUGCCCUCUGAAAACCCCCCAAAGAAUCGAAAACUCCAAAACAAAUUGAACACGGGAACACAGUCAAGUACAUUAUCCAAUGCUAGUGAUACCACAUUCACCGCCAGAGAAAAUCCUGCUCCUUCUCGAGUCUCAACAAAUCAUGUUCAACGUCUUGAAAGUCUCGCAAUUCAAGCAGAGCAUGAUCAAGAUGAAGAAAAUGGCUUUGGAAUCAACAAUCAAACCCUGGAUCAAAGGCUUCCAAUGACGAUGACUCUUGAUGAAUCUAUCAAGAAUUCUCCCCCAAAGCGCUCCCGAUGGCACGAAAUGUUCGAGGCUCGACACCGAAUGGCCGCUCCGAAGAAUGCUGCAACUAAUUCCAAUGGAAAAAAACCACCAUUGAGUCUGUUUGGAAAUGCCUUGCCCAAAUGGUCGCCGGCAAACGGCGCUUCUUGUCAGAUGGUGGGCUCUAAAAAUGCUUCGGGUCCAAAAUCACCACCAGCUAAAACCCCCCGUUCAAAUGACACCAAGUUGUUUAAAGCAUUUCUGAAUCGUGGUGAUCAAGCAGCACCUUUCUUCAUCUCCCCCACUGGUACCCACCAACAAUUGUUUCCGGUCUCUACACGCUCAUCCCAACAUGCUUCUGCAAUUAUUCCAUCCAAAAAUCCUCAUGAAGUUACCAGCGCUGCCGGCUUUGUCUGUGUAGUUCAACCAGCCCAAACAGUUCAAAAGAAUCAAACAGCUGCGCAGAAUUUCAGAACUGUUCGUUCAAUGAACAGUUCCCGAAGCAUCAAUUUGAGUUCUCCCGCCCAUACAAGUACUAUGACUAGUUACUCUACGACUCCUAGUGCUGAUGCUUGGACCCUUGCUGACCGCAGUUUCGACACUUCUGCCUCCCAGUACACGGGUCAUACUCGGAUGACAUCUAUAUCUGGAAUUUCUGUAGGCAAGAGUCAACACUCUCGGAUGGCAUCCACGUCAACAGGAUUUGGUAACUUCUCAUACCAGCCUGCCAUCAUGGAGAAUGUGAAGAUGACCACCGGCGCCGUGGUUGAUUCAUCAGUUGAAUUCAGCAGCUUUAAUCAAAUUGCUCCAGAGAUUCUUCCAGUCUCAAUGGAAUACUUCACUCAAAGUUUGAACGCUGAGCCAACAACUGCAUUUGUUCCCCAGCCUACACCAAUGGUUAUGGAUGGCAUGUUGAUGCCGCAAGUCACAAUCCCGGAUCUCUCUCACUUGGUGAAGAAGUUCCGUCCAACUAACAUGCUUCUCCGAGAGCAAGGUAUGAUUCCGGACCACUCUCGUCACGAUACCAAUUAUGAGGGUGACGAGAAUCAUCCCGAUCUACUUGAUCUUCCAGAGAACAUCAAUUGUUGUAUGUGGAUCAUCAACAUUCCGGAAGAGAUUGGAUAUGGCGAAUUCAUGCAAAUUCUUGAUUGUGGUGCCGUUGCCGCACUUUCAAUGGUUGAACCUCAGAAUGGUCACAAAACAAAAGCUGCAAAGGCAACUUUCAAGACCAACGCCGGUGGUACCGAGCUCUACCGUCGUGCUCGUAACAAGGGUGGUCUUCGCAUUCGUGGACGCAAGAUCAAGGUCUGGUACAAUGACUACGGCGCAUACGAGUGGAAGGGCCCUGAGACUCGCUUCCUGGAGAUUGAAGCACCUACGUUACUUGAUGAGAUUUUCUGGCAUGGCUAUUUCGGAAGUUGGUGCAAGUACAUCAUCAUUUCUGUUACUUCAAUGCCAUGUAGAAAGUAUGGCUUUGCAUGCACAAGGUUUGAGUUCGUGAGAAUUGCUGGACAAGCACAGACUUGCUAUCAGGCAAUUCAGAAGGACAUGUCAUUCCUAGGACAGGUACACGUCCGAUACGGAAUUGAUAAUAAUGAGAUCUGAUGGGGAUAAAGGCGACUGAGUGAGGGGGUGAAGUGGUUCAAUGGGCUUCAUUCGAAUGUUCGAGUUUGGAAGCGAUCAAGGUACUGGCUAACGGGUCUGAAUAUUGGAUUUCUGUUACUAAUGGGCCUUGCUGGCAAUAAAUAUCGAUACCGAUACACUGAGAACACAAUAAAUUUCUCAAAGAUAUUCGUGACAUAGGAAAACAAGAGAGCGAGUUCUCUCACGUUUUCAAACCGACGAUGUGCCCAGCAGAUCCAACGCCGAGAUCCAAAAGCUGGCCAAAAUCAAUAACAGAAAAUACACCGACUACAAUCUUGGAGUGGUUUUAAUGUCAGAUAAGAAUUCUCAGAAAUACACAUACAUACAAAAAACGGUUAGGAUAUUCCCCAGAACUUACAGGUUAGGAAACCGUAACAUCACAUCGGCAGCCCAUUUUCAUGCUGGUUUUGAAAUGGCUUCUGUCCCGCUGGAUUCAAUGAAAUUUUGGAAUAAACACCGAACUUUCCUCCUACA
Botrytis cinerea B05.10 is the source of this 2539-nucleotide messenger RNA. RefSeq lists its product as hypothetical. The record is from RefSeq and is a predicted model, not a curated record. Lineage: Eukaryota; Fungi; Ascomycota; Leotiomycetes; Helotiales; Sclerotiniaceae. Bases 116 to 2026 code for a protein of 636 amino acids. The transcript is spliced from 2 exons.